AUGGAAUGGUCGCCAAAGCCAACAAAGAUGAGCCCCUCAAGCAAGCCCACCAAGCGAAGACAGAAGGGAAAAACCUCAACCUCAUUAACUUUGAACGAGGCUGUCAAGAAUUUGAUGAAAUGCGAUAUCCUGAGCGCGAAUGAGAAUGCGAGUGAUAUGCAGCAAUUUGUGCCUGUGUCCAAGCUUGGGGACCAAGCGAAAGCGCUCGCGGAAGAGGUUGCGAAGCUUGCAAUUGACGACCAAGCACAAGCCAAAAAGGACGCAAAUGCAUUGAUUGCGGAUUCGAGGAAGUUCACUCCUUCGGCGAAAAUUGUUGACAUGAACUGGCCGGUUAAGGGUCUUAACACAUUGCUCAUGCACCACCAGGUUCGAAAUCUAUCAAACUCAAUUUGUGACAUUGACUAA
Messenger RNA from Penicillium egyptiacum, 405 nucleotides. The record is from the annotation of a GenBank genome assembly. Lineage: Eukaryota; Fungi; Ascomycota; Eurotiomycetes; Eurotiales; Aspergillaceae.